AAUCGAUACUGGAUCUUGCAAAAAUUUGAAAUACGUCAUUAGAUUUCACUUAGAUCUUGUGAUGACAGCCUCUUCACAAAACUCAUGCUUAAAUAAUUUCGAUAUUCGGAAAGCGAGCGUGGAUUCUUCUAAAGAAGGUCCAAGUAGUUUCUCUCAACAACCAGCUUUCAAUGCAUAUCCCCUCGAAUCUUCACCUAAUUUGCUUAUUCCUACAAAGGAUGUGAUAUAUAUGCCAUUAAAUCCCACAAAUGUGCCCUUAUCGCUACAGCGUGCAUGUGCCUCUAAUGAGACUAUAGGCGAUGAUACACAAAGUUAUGGCCAUCCAAUAUGUCAUGGCUUCAUUUUUCCAAACUCAGAAGUAGGUUCAAAUGAUCUUGAAUUAAACCAGAUAAACAUUCCGAGUAUGAAGAACCAUAUCAACGAUGUUUCUUACAAUAUACCGAGCCAGAGUUCGAGUAAUGUGGACACAAAUGCUCAAAAACACCUUCAACUCCUGUUGCUGCAAAAGUUAAUUGAGUUGCAACUCGCUGAACAUUAUAACUCACUUAAAGAUACACUUAUAUUAACUAAAGACUCCAAUAAUGAGCCUCAAAACCCUAAACUCCUGCCCUGUUUUGUUAAAAACUCUGACUUUUAUGCAAGCUCCAACCCAGUUUCAACUGUAAGUAACGAGAAUUCAGACAUGUCGACAUUUUUGGUCCCUGUUAAAGCCAAGUUUGAGGGCGAAAGUGGUUUGUCUUUACACAUAACUCCAAGGGACGACAUCAGUCAACCAACCCAAGCAAGUCCAGUUACCGUCGCAUGCCCGAGUCAACCCAUCGUCUUAUAUCCAUUUUCUGUUCAACAAGAUAAUUCUACGGAAGAUACAUCCCCAGCCAGUCAAGCUGUCCCUGAUGCGUCCUCAGGUGGACCAACUGCCCAAACAUUUACUAUGAAAGACAUAGAUCACUGUAUACGGAGGGGUUCACUGGAUUUCACUUCUGAGCCAAGCAACGACAUAGUUGAGAGUAUACGAGGUCGUACGAGACCAGGGUUUGUGUUGUUAAGCGUUCGUCAUGAAAGAAUCAACGCAGAAAAUAAGGUUUCACCAACUUCUGAGGAACAUUUCCAAGAAAGUCAUCCUCCUAUUUCGACAUCAGCUAGUCUUGAACCAAAAAAGACAAAAAGUAUCACCAUUUCUAAAAAGCUACCUAGAAAGAGAUUAAAACAUAUGAAAAGCGACGCGGAACUCAAAAAGCGAUCCUUAAGAGGUUCGUCUAAAUCUCUUCUGAAGCGCUCUGAAAACGCCGAAAUGUCUCCGUCUCCAGUAGAACUUACGGAAGAUGAUCUUAAAGCUUUAUCCCCACAGUCAAGAUUUCGAGUGACCAGGUUUGCAGAUAAAAAGCAAGCCUGGAUAGCUCCUGCAAAGGCAGGAUUCACCGUUCAUGACUUAUGGACAACUAAACUUCCGGAAUAUGUGUUGAGAUGUGCCGAACAUCUGAAAGUAUCAGGUUCUGGUUUAAAUUUACAACAAGAAAAAUUUGGUGAAAUUCCAUAUUCCUUGGACGAUAUUAUAAACGGACAUUGUUUGGCCUGCGAAAAGUCACCUCAUCAUCGACUAUGCAGUCGUUUUCUUAGUCAAAUAAUCCAGCAUCUAAUAUUUUUGUCGCAUACAAUUUCAAUGUUUUCGUUUUAAUGCUAACUAUAGAGAAAUGAUAUUUUACUUUUUGUUAGAAGCGAACUUGAAUGUUUUUUCGUUUAUAUUAUACACAUUAUAAAUUAUAUCUUACUGAUCACUGAAAAGUUGGGAGAUAUAAACCCAUGCCAUAUCAUCAGUUUUAGUUGAAUGCUUUAAGUCAAAUCAUGUAUAAUCUUCAUAAACUUUAUAUUUUGUUUUAAUGUUUAAAAGCGUAAAAUGCACAAUAUAACGGUUUGCUGACAAUCAUUUUUAAAACCAUCUGUAAAAGUAUGAAAACUGAGGUUUAAGAAUAGUCCUUAUUUACGUGUUUGUUUGAAAAUGGUCCAAACAUUCGAUUGCACAUGAUAAAUGAGCUUGAACUGAUAUUUAUAGUUUUAAGCCUACGACUUUAAGAAAAACUAAAGUUAGUAUUUCUUAAUUUCUGUCGCUCAUCGUUGAGUUAAAUGAUGAUAAUUUAUUUUUGUUAUUCACUUUUGUAGAAACUACGAGCAUGUUAAACUACCUAAUUUAUGUGUCAAUAUAAUCCAUCUAGAAGUGUCAGAUGAUCACACAGUGUUAUCUAAGCAAAACCCUCCACAACAAAUAUCUUAGGAAAAGUAAAUUUCAUAUCUCUAUUCGUAGUAUGGAUCAAGUAAACAGUAAUUUAUAAGAAUUUUACCAUGGACAUAACUAUAUAAUUUUUGUAAAUCAAGAUGAACCAGCAUUGUGUAGUGAAAUGAAUUCGUUUAAUUUCAUGCACUCUAAUCCAUCUACAUAUGCACUGUUUUGGACGAAUAAGUAAAAUAUUUCAUGAUUGUAAUUUUAUAUGUAACAUGACGAUAACCGAACUAUGCUAUGAAGACUCUUUCGAUAACGAAUUAGAAGUCGCUCGAAGGAUAUUCAUUGAGAAUGACAAUUCCAUCAAGCUCAUUGAUAAAAACUUGAAGUCAACAAAUGAAAUAUCUCAAAAACUCAGUAUUCUACUACCUAUUUAAAAAGAAUUAUCCUAUCGCCCAGAAAAGGUGUCGACUAAGAACCAGGAUUGCAUUGAAUUUUCUUUCCAAAAACAUGAUUAUUGUGUAUGGAACAAAAAUAGUGUUUAGUAAAUCUUACUUGGGCAAUAGAUCUCCUUUAGUUACAUCCAAAUGUAUAAAUCCAGUUACUUGCACAUGCAGUAGCAUGUAUGUUAGAAAAACGUGGAGGGUAUUGUCUAAAAUAAUAUCAGAGUAUAUCCCAAAGAAUUUAGUGCUGAAUGCCUCUAAACUACUCUGAAAUGUCAUAGGAAAACAUACAUUGUUUACUGGUCAUUCAUUAGAUCUUGGUAUCGCCUUUUGAGUAAUAAAUUGACGGAAUAACGACAGGCUUCCACUUUACAAAGAAUCACCUGAUUCUCGUCCUCUAAAACACAAUUUACAUAUAGAGAAGGAACUUUUGUUUCACCUGGCGCUGCCAUGGUGAUCAACUGAAUGUUGCGUUUCCCUUCUCUUUAUCUUAUCGGUUUUAUUUGCUUGACCUCGUCUUUAUUUAUUCACAACAUUUGAAUUUUUCAUUUUAUUUCAGUUUUAAUAUCAUUCUCAAUUAAUAGUUAUUACAAUUAGUUAUAUUAUUUCCCCACUAUUCAAUAACAUAUUUGACCCCUUAUUCAUUUAGAUAUCCAACUAAUUUCACUGUUUUCAUGCCGUUUUAAAAUAAUAUUACCACUAAUAACUUUAUUGGUAUCAUAAUUAAAAUGACUCUAUAAUUGUAGUUUUUUGUAAUUACUAUCACUUACACGACUUUGUUUAACGUAAUUAUAUUAACUUUCACAUGUCCGAUUAUAUUAUGGUCUCAUUCUCGUUUAAUCCUUUGAUUUAUGUAUUAAACUUGUUUGAAAAUAGAAAGUAUUUACCAUGUGUUCUUCUCACUAGUAAUCCAAAUUCAUUUUUUACGUGCUACAGAUUAAAUGACAAUCAUCAAACAUUUCAUUUGUUUGUGCAAAUCAGUAUGUAUAUGAAUGACUUAUUGUUCACAUGAAGAAGUGGACUCAGUUCAUUCAUUACACAAUGUUUGUCAUUCUUGAUUUACAAAUGUUUAUUAAGGGAACUGAUUUCAUGAAGUUAUUUGAUUACGGUCUUGGAUAAAUAAGCAUAAAAUAAUUUCGAAUUAUAUUGAUGUUUUAUUACUAGUAACUCGUGUAAUACGAUGCACCAACUACCGGAAUCAAGACCAGUGUCGACGCAAAGCUAUAGAUAUAGGGGUACUUACAAUAAACUUUAGAGUUCUCAUAUGUGAAUAGUCUUAAAAAUAUUAUUGUUAGAUAUGAAUUUUACAUUAUAUGAGGGUUAAAACAAUUAGAGACAGACAUGAGAAGAAUGA
Molecule: messenger RNA, 4012 nt
Organism: Schistosoma rodhaini
Lineage: Eukaryota; Metazoa; Platyhelminthes; Trematoda; Strigeidida; Schistosomatidae
Source: the annotation of a GenBank genome assembly